AUGUCAUCUUUACUAUCGGAAGUAGAAACCGCAGAUAUACUGCCCAUCGUGAAAGAUACGAGUCCAUCUGUUCCGGAUGGUACCAUAACUAAGCUCCCUGCCCCAUCCAUAGAGGAAGUUGAUGAAGACCCAGAAGCUUUAAGGGCACUUAGAGGACAAGGCCGUUAUUUUGGUGUUCCUGAUGACGAUGUAAACGGUAUUAAAGAGCUAGAACCUAAGUGUAAUAAUUGUUCUCAGAGAGGACACUUAAAGAGAGACUGUCCCCACGUCAUAUGUACAUAUUGUGGAUCUAUGGACGAUCAUUAUUCUCAACAUUGUCCAAAGGCUAUCAAAUGUGCCAAUUGUAACGAAAAUGGGCAUUAUAGAUCGCAAUGUCCGCAGAAGUGGAAAAGAGUUUAUUGCACACUUUGUAAUAGUAAAAGGCAUGCAAGAGAUAGGUGUCCCAGUAUAUGGAGAGUUUAUUUAUUGAAAGAUACAGAUGAAAAGAAGAGCUCUCUAAAAUUACCAUUUGAAAACAUUUUUUGCUAUAAUUGUGGUGUUUCUGGUCACUUCGGAGAUGAUUGUGACCAAAGAAGAUCAUCUCGAGUGCCGAACGACGAUGGAAGUGCAUUUUCUGGCGAUAAUCUAGAUUCAAAGUUAAAAAAUCAAUAUUACGAUAGAUUAGAAGAGUAUAUCAAGGAAAAUGAACAAAAGUACUAUGAUAAUUAUGCUGAUGAUUUUAACUAUGACGAUUAUGAAUAUGAUGAUGCUUCCUAUGAUGAUAGGUAUAACAAUAAUAAUAAUAAUAAUUAUAAUAACAAUUCGAAAAAACGCCGGAGAGCAGAAUCUCCAUUUUCCUCCCAAUCAUAUAGUGAUAAGAGAAGUCAACGACCAAAUAGAAAUUCUCAAGGUAACCAAAGAAAUAGAAAUGUAUCCCAUCCAUUGGACUACCCAAGAUCAACUCAACAGAACAUGAAUAGUUCUAGAUAUGGAAGUGGACAACGAGAUAACAGCAGGCAAACCGCAAACUACAAGUCGUACAAUUCGUUCAAACCAUUCAGAAGUGGGACCCUUAGAAGAUAG
Messenger RNA from Naumovozyma castellii, 1062 nucleotides. RefSeq names its product TRAMP complex RNA-binding subunit (gene AIR1). The coding region runs from base 1 to 1062 and encodes 353 amino acids. The record is from RefSeq and is a predicted model, not a curated record. The transcript has a single exon. NCBI's taxonomy places the organism in Eukaryota, Fungi, Ascomycota, Saccharomycetes, Saccharomycetales, Saccharomycetaceae.